AUGACAAUCAUCGAUAAUCUUGAGGACAUCUUGAGUUGUACAUUCAAAGAAAUUAGUAAAUUGGACUAUAAUAGUUGGAGCCUGACCUAUGUGGUCAAGUUGGCCAUCGUCAUCGACGACUUCGAGCAGUUGGCCACGCGAACUGUGCACAGAAAUGCUCUGGUAUUUCCUGAUGUUGACAUGAAUGACUUGAUAUUAGGUAAGAUGAAUUUGAUUGAAGGCGUAUCCGGUGAAUUGCAUUAUGAAGAGCAUAAAGAGUAUGUCUAUGAUACAACCUCUACGGCAACAUUAAAAGUACCCCAGGGCAAGUACCAAAGUGUUGUCACACAACGGGCCCGGGCACAUAUCGUCAAGCAUUCACCAUGUGAAUUCUCGCUAAAGUUGAGUGGCGUAUCACUGACUGGUAUGGAUGUUCCAAAGGAUUGGGCACGCACACUCGAGGCACAUUCAUUGAGAUUCGGUUUCGAUGACGGAGAGAUUGUUGGGGUGUGCCCCACUGAAGCGGAUCCAGUUUGGGCGGUGAAUCUGAAACGAGCCGUUCUUUCAGCAUUC
Messenger RNA from Anisakis simplex (herring worm), 552 nucleotides. The record is from the annotation of a GenBank genome assembly. Lineage: Eukaryota; Metazoa; Nematoda; Chromadorea; Rhabditida; Anisakidae.